This is a messenger RNA of Conger conger (European conger), 7455 nucleotides long. RefSeq names its product beta-1,4-N-acetylgalactosaminyltransferase 3-like. The transcript is spliced from 20 exons. Gene Ontology annotation, cellular component: Golgi cisterna membrane. The coding region runs from base 302 to 3544 and encodes 1080 amino acids. NCBI's taxonomy places the organism in Eukaryota, Metazoa, Chordata, Actinopteri, Anguilliformes, Congridae. The record is from RefSeq and is a predicted model, not a curated record. Gene Ontology annotation, molecular function: acetylgalactosaminyltransferase activity.
GCGAGGGCUAUGUUAUGCAGGGUUUCUCUCCCAACAACUGUCGAAAGCGAUACGAUUUGCAAGAGUGCUGCAGUGUGCUAGCAAGCAAAAGGUGUUUAGUUCAUUGGGGUGAAACCACUGCAAACCAGCAGUAAUGUUAAAUUACACUAGUCUGCGGGAAACCGGAGUUUGGGAUAAGUGUGCAAUCGUAAGUGCAGAAUGAUUUCUGUCUCAAAACGUAUUUAUUAUAACAGAUGAACUAUUUACAGAAAGGUAUUACCAAAGAAGAAAAACCCGGCGCGAACAACUCGGUGGAGGCUGAAUGGUGAAGAAGAUGAGGACUUCCUUUAUUCCCAUCAAAAAAUUAAGGCGAAAUGUCAAGUAUCUUCUUUUUGGUGCCGUGUUAAUGACUGGAGUUUUGGCUGCCUAUCUCGAAUUUGUUGCAACAACAAAUACAUGGGACGACAACAUCCAGAGCAGUCCUUGGAAUGAUGCGAACCCAUACAAGCAAGGGGACAGAGAGUCGGGUCGAAUGCGGGGGAAGGGCAGACCGUGGGAGUCCAGCUUCGUAUCGCAGCCCUGGAGGCCCGAGUAUAAAGGGCAAGCAAAUUUGCACAUUUUUGAAGACUGGUGUGGUAGCUCCAUCGCACAGCUCCGGAAGAACCUUCAUUACCCUCUCUAUCCCCACUCACGGACCACUGUGAAGAAGCUGGCUGUGACUCCUCGCUGGACCAGCUACGGCCUGCGGAUCUUCGGCUACCUCCACCCGCACACGGACGGCCAGUACCUGUUCGCCGUGGCCUCCGACGACAACUCUGAAUUCUGGCUGAGCUCGGACGACAGCCCCCUGAACAUCCAUCUCCUGGCCCUGGUGGGGAAGACGGGCGCAGAAUGGACAGCUCCGGGGGAGUUUGGGAAGUACGCCAGUCAGACGUCGCACCCGGUCCAGCUGAAGUCGUCAGAGCGCUAUUACUUUGAAAUCAUCCACAAGCAGAACGAGCGGGGGACGGACCAUGUAGAAGUCGCAUGGCAAGUGCAGCCGGAUGGUCUGCGGUUCAGCAUCAUCGGCUCCAAGUACAUUUCCCUUUACACAAACGAGUCCGGCCUGCUGCUGAGUGAGGUGGGCCACAUCCCGCAGACGGCCGCCAGUCACGCCAAGAUGGCGGCCGAGAGCGCGAGGACCUCCGCCCACGGCGCGGACAUGCUGCGGGAGGACCGGCGGGACAGCCUGCACCAGCUGCCACUCAUCAAUGAGGCGUACCUGAACAAACUCCUGCCGGACUGCACCUACAGGCCCAGCUACAUCAUCAAGGGCUACCCCCUGCUGAGGUACCAGGGCCUGCAAUUCGUCUACAUGUCCUAUAUCUACCCCAAUGACUACACCAGACUAACGCACAUGGAGACCGACAACAAGUGCUUUUACCACGCCAAUCCACAGUACAUAAAGAGGUAUGGGUUUUAUAGAUACAUGAAACUGGACGUCCCCGAAGGUUAUGAAGACGCACGUCCUCCGUGGGACACGGCAGGUUUUGACGAGUUGGAGGACAAUAUUAGGUACGAGGACAUUCCCAAGGAUGACGACCCCGAGGGGGAAGAUGGAGAGGACGGGGCCCGCAAACGAUCCAACGACCUUCCAGACUACGGCGACGACUACGACGACUACACCUUCAAGCGCAAAAGGAAGCUGUUCUCUGUGGGCCUGGCCGACGGGCCCAGGCUCGUGAAGAAGAGGAAGAGGCGGGACAAAGCCAGCGUCCAGGAGGAAGCACUACCCCAGCCGCCUGAGGUGGUUCAAAGGGAAAUUCCAGAGGUCAAAGUUCAGAGGAGGAAAAAGUCCAGUAUGAAAAGUGAAAUCGGUCUAAUUGAGAGGCUGGGCCCUUUACCACACGGCCUCCUACCUCUGGGGAACAAUUCAUCACAGUUUGAACAGCCCAGGCAGGGUAAGCCUGCCAUCCCAGUGCAAGCGCAUGGAAAGAAUCCGGGUCACGUUGAUCGCCGCCUGGUGCCCGGGGGAGCAAAUGACAACAAAAUGGCGGCUUUGGAAAAGCCGAUCAGCCUUAAAAACCUCACGUUGCACCGAGACCUGGAACGACUGGCUCCGCCGAUGGCCGCGAAGCUGCCGGUGCCCCCCCGAGCCCCCCCGGGCCCCCACAAACCCCGCCCGAAACCACGGCUGAGGACGUCAGCAAACGCGUCCCAGAUCGAAAUCCAGGACAACGCCAUCAGGAAGGGCUGGAUCCCAAAAGAGCGGUGGAAGGACCUGAAAGGGAACGAGGUGGAGGAGAAGCAGGCGGAUCCAGAGCAGAACAACGCUGUCCUUCACGUUCUGGAGCCGCCCGAGAUAGCUCCCGGGGUGAGGAGAGAGGAGAAGGAGGAGGAGGUGGGAGAGAAAGGCGCCAUGGACCUGAAAGAGGAUGAGGACGGGCUCUGGAAGCUGGAUGACGCAGAGGCGUACGAUGACGACGACAUGCUGAAGUACGAGGGCUACGACCCCACCGAGGCGCCGGCCUUCGACCCGGAAGUGAACUGGGGGCAGACCUUCGAGGUGGACCCGCUGGACUUCCACUCGCUGCGCUCCGACUGGAUCGACCUGAGCUGCAACGUGUCCGGCAACCUGCUGCUGAAGCAAGAGGACGCGCUCGCCGUGGUGGAGAGAUUCAUGAAGAAGCUCAACCAAAAGCAUCCUGGGCGGUUCUCCCUGCUGCGGGUGGUGAACGUGGAGAAGCGGGUGGACCCGUCGUUCGGCAGCCGUUACCUGCUGGAGCUGGAGCUCCUGGAGCGGGGCGGGGAGCGCGUGCGCCUGUCGCGCUACGUCUACCUGCUCCGCCGCCGUAGCCGCCCCCGCGGCCUGGAGGGCGGCCGCAAGCAGGCCCCGCCUGAACAGGUGCUGUGUGACCCCCGCGGCUUCGCCUGGAACCCCUCCGCCACCGUCCACUUCAUCGUCCCAGUGAAGAACCAGGCACGGUGGGUCAGGCAGUUCAUCCAGGACAUGGCGCAGCUGUACAAGGACACCGGGGACAGAAACUUCAACAUCAUCAUCACCGACUACAGCAGCACAGACAUGGACGUGGAGCAGGAGCUCAGGAGCUCGGCCUUGCCCAGGUACCAGUAUGUGAAGCUGAGUGGAAACUUUGAGAGAUCAGCAGGCCUUCAGGCUGGGAUCGACCUCAUUCCCGACGACCACAGCAUCGUGUUCCUGUGUGACCUGCACAUCCACUUCCCCGAGUACAUCAUCGACAGCAUCCGCAAGCACUGCGUGGAGGGCAAGAUGGCGUUCGCCCCCAUCGUCCUGCGGCUGGAAUGCGGGGCCACUCCGCGGGAGCCCGACGGGUUUUGGGAGGUGAACGGGUUCGGCCUGCUCGGGAUCUAUAAGUCUGACCUGGACGCUGCCGGCGGGAUGAACACCAAAGAGUUCCGGGAUCGCUGGGGCGGGGAGGACUGGGAGCUGCUGGACAGGAUCCUACAGACCGGGCUGGAAGUGGAGAGAAUCUACCUCAGAAACUUUAUGCACCACUACCACUCCAAGCGAGGCAUGUGGAACCGACAGUCCCUCAAAGUCACGUAACCACGGAAACGAAAGGGUCGCGCCACACGGCAGCCUUUUCCGAGGUGCCUCAGUCAGCCACGCCCUCCCCGGCAUCACUCACCAAUCACUGCUUGUGUUGCUGGGGGAUCAAUGGAAGGGGUGGGGCCAAGGGGUUUCUGGACUCUCAGAGAGAGAGAGAGACUCUUUGUCACUCAAGCUCUCCGUGGGCUGUGAUCUUCGGUACGAACAGUUACUACCACGGUCGUGUGCUGGAGUAGAAUAUUUUAUAGAGAGGUGGAAAAAAGAAAAUACUACUGAUUUUAUUUUAUUUUUUUCUGUUUUUAUAUUGUGUUUCUAACUAUUUCUUUAAAAAUGGACGAUGAUGAAUUAGCCUUGAUUAUGUAUUUUGACAUUGAUUGAAAGUAAUGUUUGAUUACAGUAACGGUAAUAUCAAUAUAAUAUAUGAUUGGUAUGCUAAUCUAGUUGCCUUUAUAAAAGGUUUUUGCUAGGCUUUAGAAGGCGCUCGUUCCUGACUACAGUAUGUACGAAAGGUGCUUGUCUGAGAGGGACUAAAGUUUUAUUUUUUGUUGUCCUGAUUGAAUUCAGGCAUAAUUGUCUGUCUCCCUGUCACAUUGUCUGAUAAACAGCUCCCCUGUCGGGGUUGUCUUUGCACAAAGUCACCAGGAAACAAGCAGCCAAAAUCCUGCAUCCAUCUGCUGACUCCAAAACUGGCUCCCCCCUAAGCUACAGUGGGUUGAAUCCCCUAACCAAAUUUGUUCAGUUUCAAAUCAUCAGAAUACUUCAUAUCUUCAGUAUGCACGCACAUAUAUCAUUCAUAAGUGAGAUAUGCUAAUGUCAUAGCUGUGGCAUAUAGAGUUCAUAUCAGAUUAUGAAUUCACACAUGGGUAGUAAGCAGCCUGUUUAAGCACUACCCAUACAACACUGAUUUGUUAUGCUUUUUUUUUUUUCUUUUUUUUUUAAAUUGAAUGGUGCAACUGUUAGUACAAGUAAGAACCCUCAUUGUUUGCGGGAAGCCAUUCUCUUUGCUUAUCUUUGACAAAUCAGGGUUGAGCUUUGUCGGGUGUUUCAUAAGCAAACCUAUGUGUAAGGAAUUGGUCAUUUCGUGUUGUGCACCAAGAUAUGGCACUUUAAACAGAAUUUCACCUGUGAGGGCUUCAGUCUGACAAUCAAAAGCCGAUUGGUGAUUAUUUCCAUUUGCUAACUCACAGUGACUUUUUUAACCAUUGAGACAAUUUUAAGUCUUAAAAAAGUUUUGAUUGAAUUAUUUUACUUAAUUUUAUCUGUUAAGUUAUACAGAUUUUAAAAGUCAAUGCAUUGUUUGCCUUUACUGUAUUCAUCAAAUAUGGUCAAAUAGGUUUGGGUAAGAAAACCGUACUGUCACUGACAUUUGAAAAUAAUCCAUGUGCAGGACCAAGAUCAAUGCUGUUUUCUGAUGGAAAGAAAUCUCUAAACCGGGGACCUGUAGUUAAUGUAGUGGCUGUUGCUUUGCUCUCAUGUAAUGCUUAGGAAUAUUUUAUGUGUCUAUCAUGAAGUAGCAGAUGGUGACAGUUGAUAUUAUUAACCGUUAUGUUAACUAGAAAGUUCACUGAGAGACGGGUAGGAAUGGAAAGGGAUUGGCUAGUCAAGUGGCUAUAAAGUUAGUUGGAUAAGAAAACCAGUUUGAGGAUUUGGCCUGGAACAUCUUUUUAAUACUACUACUCUUAUGAUAGAUGACAGAAGUGAAUCAGGACCUCAGUUUAAUAUCACAUAUAAAAUAUUUUGAUAUAAAAUAUAUAAAUAUAUACUGUAUAUGUAAAAUAUGUAAAUGUGCAACACGCACACAUGGCAUGUGGAUUUAGCUGCCAUUUAGAUCACUGUUUUAUAACCACUCCUAAAAAGAUGUUUAAGAUGUUCCUUGCAUAUUAUUUAAAUUCUCAAUGUUCAGUUUUUUACUGAAUCAAUAUUUCUAGGUUUAUACUAGAAAAGGCAUAGUGUCUUUUGACCAGUACUUUCAGACUGCUUGUUUGUGUUCACGAGGCAUUUAAAUUAAGUGCCCUUUUGUGUUAUAUGUUCAAUAUACUCAUUCACGUUAAUCACAGUGGAUGGCAAACUCCAGGGAUUAUCACAUUUUCUCUCUUAGGGAUAUUUAUUUCACUAACUCAUUUUACGCCGUUUUUAUUUGUCUUUUGUGGAAAUUGUUUCCAGUAGAACAUGCUGUUCGGUGAAACAAAAAUCUUUUUUUUAUUUUAUUUUUUAAAUCUAGUUUUAAAAAUCUAUUUUAAAACUAGGAAUCCUUUGUUUACCUUUUUCAAAGUGAUGUAUAUUCUUCAUUUUUAGUUUUGGAAAAUGUUUUGUUAUGUUGUUCUGUUCUGUUUGAAAUUGUCUGGUUUUUGGUUAAUAUACUGUAUACAGUACCAGAUUCACAAACUGUAAAGUUUGGUGGUCUGUUUCGUUGCUUGAGAACUUAAGAACUGCCAAAGAACUAAUGCAUAUAUUUGUUGGAAAAAUAAGUCAUAUAGAUGACCACAAUGAGAAAGAGGUCAUGGCACUGGUUUUUAAAAGUUCAAAAUCAUGGUAAUUACUUAAAUAUUUAUAUAUAUUUUUUAAAAUAUAUAUAUAUUUUAAAGCUCUGCUGGCUAAAACCUGUUGAACUCUGGUCUUGCUUUACAUUUGAAUGUAUAGCUGCCCUCUGCAUUUCCCGACUGAAUAAUGAAGUGCUUAUGCAGGCAGACCAAAGAGACAGUUUCUACAUUCUCUCACAGGGCAGAUGAACACAGAACUGAAUGUUCAGCCUGUCAGCCUUCCAGACCUACUGUGCAUUUUAUGUGUUAUGCAAACAAGGUUACCAGCUCUAUAUUUGUACAUAUAUGCUGUUCUCUUCAGUGCCUUUCAAGAGUUUGGAACAUAAAACAACUUACUGGGAAUCUUGUGUUACUGUGAACACACAGUUUUGUGAAUGGUCUUUUAAAUGUUCAUCAAGUGUCAUGUCAUUUGUGUAUAAAAUGUAAUUUCGUGAAUAUGAAAAGCAAAGCCUUUUUUAGGUGUGUUUUUAAAUCACAUGGCAUUUUCUCUGUGAUGUCUCAUUCCUCUCCUGGGACUACCCAUAGUGCAAUGCAUGUGUGCGUGUAUGCGGUUUCUAGGGGAACACAUUAGGGCAUUCCACUGUUGCUAUGUAGGACACAAACAGCUGCUGUUAUGGUGGUAUGUGGUGUCAAAGGUCGAACAUAGGAUACACCUUUUAUGCCCUUUGUUUCUUUGGAAUAUUACUGUAUCUCAAACUUAAGUCUCAAUGUUUUCAGUGUCUAAUGACAAUGCAUAACUGUGUCAUGUCACAAUUUCAGGUUAAACUUUUUUGUUAAUGGUUCUCAACGUAGUAAAUAUUACCAAAGUACUGAAGUAGAUACAGUGCUAGCAACUAGCUCUGCUCAUCUUCUAUGAAGUGGUGUCUUUUUGUCUCAACCGUUUUCUGCUUUUCUGUUUCUGACUUUCUUUUGGUAUUUGUAAAAUGACUGUAUUGCUCUGUAGUCUACAACACUGUUUUGUCCAUUCUUGUACCCAAAAUCAUGUAGCUGCUCAUUGCAAUGUAGACAUGUGGUAACUAGAAUGGUGCUCGUGAGCAACAGUGGAGCUAAAAACAGCAAGAGCCAGACAGAUUUGAAUUUAUUCAGGUUCAAAUUGCAUCUUUGGUCGAGGGUGUGAUUUGAAAACACCGGGAUGCCAUUCAUUGCGCAUAGGCCACUACGGAAGCCACUUUGAGUUGUGUAAUUCGGAUGGAAUUCAUUCUAUGGUUAUCUUUUGUGACAGAGUCUGUUGAGAGAGCCGUUCAGGGAAAACACAGCCUUUGUGAAAUCACUUCACCUGAAUUUGAUUUCUGUGAAAUUGGUGUCAUUGUGUGCAGCUAUAUUCCCUUCCCCCACCCAAAAUGGUCCUUAUAAAGUGUUUUAAAUCUA